This is a messenger RNA of Tarenaya hassleriana, 1010 nucleotides long. RefSeq names its product nucleoside diphosphate kinase IV, chloroplastic/mitochondrial-like. Gene Ontology annotation, molecular function: nucleoside diphosphate kinase activity. The transcript is spliced from 7 exons. Bases 74 to 787 code for a protein of 237 amino acids. Gene Ontology annotation, biological process: UTP biosynthetic process; CTP biosynthetic process; GTP biosynthetic process. The record is from RefSeq and is a predicted model, not a curated record. NCBI's taxonomy places the organism in Eukaryota, Viridiplantae, Streptophyta, Magnoliopsida, Brassicales, Cleomaceae.
ACUUCACCAUUUUCGAGAUCUCUAUUUCGUUUGACUCACUCUUCAGUGUCUCCAAUCUCCAUCGUUGAAGAGGAUGAGCUCCCAAAUCUGCAGAUCGGCUUCUAGAGCCGCGCGGUCUCUUCUUCCUUCAGCUAAGAAUGCUCGUUUCUUCUCCGAAGGCCGAGCCAUUGGUGCAGCAGCAGUUGUUUCUGCCGGCGGGAAGGUUCCUCUUUUUGCAUCAAACUUUGGAAACUCAACUGCUGGGAAUAUCUCCAGGAGCUGGAUCUGUGGACUCUUAGCUCUUCCUGCUGCAGCCUUUAUGAUCCAAGACCAAGAGGUACAUGCUGCUGAGAUGGAACGCACUUUCAUAGCUAUCAAGCCCGACGGAGUGCAGAGAGGGCUGAUAUCAGAAAUCGUCUCCCGGUUUGAGCGCAAGGGCUUCAAGCUCGUUGGUAUAAAAAUCUUGGUCCCUUCUAAAGAUUUUGCGCAGAAGCAUUACCAUGAUCUGAAGGAAAGACCCUUCUUCAACGGUUUGUGUGAAUUCCUAAGCUCAGGCCCCGUUGUUGCCAUGGUUUGGGAAGGAGAGGGUGUGAUCAGAUACGGUCGUAAACUGAUCGGAGCCACUGACCCACAGAAAUCUGAACCGGGAACUAUCCGAGGGGAUCUGGCAGUUGUUGUUGGAAGGAACAUAAUCCAUGGAAGCGACGGGCCAGAGACGGCUAAGGACGAGAUCAAACUGUGGUUCAAACCCGAAGAACUCGUUUCUUACACAAGCAACGCUGAGAAGUGGAUCUAUGAGCAGAAUUAAUCUUCUUUUUCUUUAGAUGAUGACAACAACAAUCAUGCUGUUUUGACAAAAAAAAACAAUAAUGCUGUCUUUUCAAGGAAGAAAUGCUGAGACAAGAAGAUAAACAGGAAAGGGAGUAAACAGCCUUGAGAUAGGAAAUAAUGAAGUUAUUGUGAUGUUUUGAUUUAUGAACAUUGUUAAGUUUUGCUUUCUAAUAAUAUAAUCCAUGGAUUACUGAAUCUUA